AUGCAGGGGGUGCGGGUGUGGAAGUGGCAAGAAGGGGAGUUGAUCCACAAGCAUUUAAUAACUAUGGCACAGAUUGACCAAACUGAAAAUCCAGGGUUUCCAACAGAAGUAGACAACUACCACAGUCUUUUUCCUCUGGAACCUCCACCAGCUAAUCGGUUACAAAAAACAAGUAACUUUGGUUUUAUUACGUCCUGUUAUAAAGCUAUCAAUAGCAAAGAUGAUCUCCCAUAUUGCCUUCGCAGAAUCCAUGGCUUUCGUCUUAUCAACACAAAGUGUAUGGUAUUAGUAGACAUGUGGAAGAAGAUUCAACAUUCAAAUACAGUAACACUUAGAGAAGUAUUCACCACCAAAGCAUUUGGAGAGCACUCACUUGUAUUUGCUUAUGACUUCCAUGCUGGAGCAGAGACAAUGAUGACCAAACACUUCAACGAUCCCAGUGCUGAUGCCUAUUUCACUAAACGAAAAUGGGGCCAACAUGAUGGACCUCUCCCUCGCCAACAUGCAGGAUUACUGCCAGAAUCUCUUAUUUGGGCAUACAUUGUCCAACUGAGCUCAGCAUUGCGUACCAUUCAUACAGCAGGACUGGCCUGUCGUGUCAUGGAUCCAACCAAGAUUCUUAUAACUGGUAAAACCAGGUUACGUGUCAAUUGUGUUGGAAUUUUUGAUGUCUUAACAUUUGACAGUAGUCAAAAUAAUCCACUGGGAAUGAUGCCUCAGUAUCAGCAAGCCGAUCUGAUCUCUCUAGGAAAAGUGGUUUUGGCCUUAGCUUGCAACUCUGUGGCAGGAAUUCAGCGUGAAAAUUUACAAAAGGCUAUGGAGCUGGUGUCCCUCAAUUAUUCUUCAGAUCUGAAAAAUCUAAUUCUUCUAUUCUGUGAUCGAAAACCCUGUGUGGGCAUUCAGGACUUACUACAUUCAUGUUGUACAACUUGUUUUGCCAGGUUCCAAAAGGAUCCAACCUGGUCAGAGACAGGUGACCGAUACUUGUUAAAAUUAUUCAGAGAUCAUCUUUUUCACCAGUUGACUGAAACUGGUACUCCAUGGAUUGACCUCAGUCACAUAGUCUCCUGCUUAAAUAAGUUGGAUGCUGGUGUACCAGAAAAAAUUAGUCUUGUUUCCAGAGAUGAGAAGAGUGUUCUUGUGGUGACAUAUGCUGAUCUGAAACGUUGCUUUGAAAGCGCUUUCUCAGAACUCCUUGCAGCUUCUAAUGGACAGUUGUAGUAUUCGCUGUGCUGAGGCAAAACAUUGCCGAAGAACAAUAUAAAGAGCUAAUUGCACUACAACUGUAUUAAUGCCAUCUCAUUUCACAUUUAAAUUACAAAUGUAAAUGAGCAGCGCUGCUUGCACUUCAGUCAGGUACACUGUUACUUGAAGGAAGAACGUCCAUAUUACAGGAGCCUAGAACUGCCACCAGAAGUUGUUUCUGUGAAGACUGUUUUUAAAUUGGGAAGUGGCAUCAGAUGCAUGAUGAUCCCAGUUUUAUUUUUUCACAUGUUUAUGCACUAAUUUUAAGUUCAAGACUUGUGAUCUUUAAGGAUGUACCACAUGUAAUUUUGAUAAGGGAAAAUCGUUAUCUUUAGAAUUACCUUCUGGGUAACAGUAUAUGCCCCUAAGGAAGAUGUUGAAGUGAUUGUACUGCACGCAAGCCUAUGGCAAGGACUAGGGUGAAAAUGCCAUUGGAUAUGUUAUUUGUGAACUGAAUUCCAAUGGGUUAUAUUUCUGGCAAAAGACAUGCUGGACUUCAGACCAACUGCCAUGUGCUAUCACUUAAACCAAACUACAGAAAGCAUAUUUUUAUGGAAAUCAGGUGGAAUAUUAUAUGGACGCUAUUCUUCUAGGAACUAAACAGCUCCUGUGUGUCAGUGUUGAUGGCAUCUUUGUGAACUAUCACAGCUACACAUCUUUCAUAACAAAAUUAAAAUGUAGCUUUUUUGCUUCAUACAGUUACCAGCGCCUUUUUUUAACAACAAAUUCAGUGUAAGUAAUUGGAACAGGUAAGAUGCCUCUACAUUUAUGCAAGCUUUUUUUUAUAGGAGACUAAUUUUUAAAUUGGGUUCAAUACCUGAAAUGUCAGGAGUGGAUUAGGUUUUGUUAUGUAUCAUUUAAUUUUGUAUAAAGUUCUAUUAUUUGAACAGCAGCUUUAAUAGGGUACUUUACACUGGAUAUGGAAACAAACAACAACUUUGUCAAGUACACUUGCACAAAAACACAGCAGUUGUUUCACAGUAGUAACCUGUGCAGUUUUGGAACAAUUGGGCUGCUGUGCCUUUAUGAUACCCUCGUCCCAAAGUUGGCUUUACAAUUAGUCAUCUGAAUUACAGAUAUAUGGAACUACCUAAAGUGUGAUGUUUCAGUUUCUUAAAGUUAGAAACAAAAUCACCUUUUUUAGGGAAAUUCUUUCAUUUGCAGAAUCAAUUUCUAAAUGUGUUGUCAAGUAUUGAAACUGAACCAUCUGGGAAAUGAGGAACAUAUCAAAACAUAAUGCAACCAGUCGUAUGUGACUGCCAAUUCCAUUGGGCCAAAAUAUAGAAAUGAAUCUAAAGAAAUUUAACUCAAUAUAAUGACUUUGACAUUGUCUUUUCUUCCUGGUAUUAAAUGUUUAAUCAUAUUGACUGCUUUGAGGAAGAAAUGCUGAAACUGAGGGCAGUAUGGCCUUGAUAAUUGAAAGUCCUUUCCCAUUAGCCCAGUUUUAUAAGCAUAAAAUUCUGCAUAUUGAAUUUGUGUUGGCAACACCGUUCAUGCAAAAGGUUUGGAAUCCAAACCUGUUUGGCAACCACAAAUAGGUUCACCUGGUAACAGCAGUUAAAAUUAAUGGGGAAGGACUACAUAUAUUUGUGAUUUUGACACAUUUGUAUGCAUCCUGUGCAAAAUUGAUCUAUCAACAGGCAGUAGAAGCAAUUGCAAUGUCUCCCUCAUUUUAGCUGUAAAAGAGUUGAGGGAACUCCGCUAUGUUCUUUCAAGGAUAAUGUCCUAAGUAAAGUUGUGUCAAUAGCUCAUCUGUUUGACAGAGAAGCAGCUGUUUUUGUAUGUUUUGAGAAAAAAAACAUUCUUUUUUUAUAAAAUCAUAAAAAAACAAAAAAAAGGUAUUCUGACAAUGAGGAGAAAUACUGUAUUUAUAUCAUUCUGUGCACUUCAAAAGGUUCUUGUUUCCACAUGGUUUCUGAAUAAUUGCAGAAAGGGGAUCAUCCAUGGGUAUUAAGGGUUGGGAGUGCAUGGCCUCCUCACAUUCUUAGUAUGGACCAAUAUUUGGGUAACAGGCAGAGGUAAACAGGGCUUAAAUUUUGAUGUUUACUAAACCAGCACACUGCCUCUGGAUUAUCAAAAGCAAAAACAAAAUCCCUGAAUCUAAAAAAAACUCUGAUUAUUUUGUUCUUACCUUUUAAUGUGAUUUCAUUGUGAGGUAGUUAAUUGCCUACAAAGUUCAUUUGAAUGUAUUCCUGAUCCAGCCCAAGUCAGCAUUUGUACAUCAGAUUUUACAUUAUUUGCUCCUUUGUUACCGUAUCUAACAUUUCUAGUCACCAUGCGAUUUUAAGUCUUGAUCCAUUUAUUCAUAGAUGUCUAAUUGGGAGAGUUCCAAUAUUUUAAACUGAUUCCAGUUCAUGCAGUUAUAGAAUAUUUGCAGUCGGGCUUUGAAAUCAGUAUUGAUUUCUCAAACAUAAGAUUUUAACCAUCUGCAUUUACAUUGACACAUUGCUUUUGCAGAAAACUUUAGGAAGGCUUUGAAUAUGGUGAGUAAUGUGCAACCUUUUGAUGAUCCAGUGCCAGCCCUUGAAAUCACAUGGUGACUUCAAUUUUUGAAAUCAUGUAUGGUUUGAAAAUUCAUUUCAGUUAUAUACAGGGUUUUCAGUUGCCUAAUGCUGUUUAAAACAAUCCAAAUAUGUAUUACUAAAAGCUUGUUUUAUGUAUUAUGUUGGUAACAGUUUUUGUUUUGUACGAAAACCUUGUAAGCAUAUUCUGCACACGUUCCACUUCGGCCUUAUUUUGUUUAUUUGUAAAGAAAAAUGUCCUUAAACAGCUAUCACAAAAGUAUCAAUCGGUUUUGUCUGUAUGACCCCUCGUCAAUGUUAAAUGUUACCACAUCUGAUUUAAGCCUUUGUGUGUACAGCAGUAUUUUAAUAAAGAAUACCAGAAUUCAA
Molecule: messenger RNA, 4136 nt
Organism: Rhincodon typus (whale shark)
Lineage: Eukaryota; Metazoa; Chordata; Chondrichthyes; Orectolobiformes; Rhincodontidae
Product: poly(A) specific ribonuclease subunit PAN3
Exons: 10
Coding region: 1-1221 (406 amino acids)
Biological process (GO): nuclear-transcribed mRNA poly(A) tail shortening; mRNA processing
Cellular component (GO): PAN complex; P-body
Molecular function (GO): poly(A) binding
Source: RefSeq, a predicted model, not a curated record